AUGAGUAAUACGUUAACGGCCAUAUUCUCAUUUUGGAUUUUCUGGAUAAUGACAUGUGAUGCUGGCCCUUCAAGUGCUAGAUGUAAGCUAAAAAAAUAUUCACACAAAGCCAUUCAAAUGGAUCUGAAUGGACUUCGAUGUUGGGAUGACGUUAAGAUAAUGUCAUGUUGGGGUUAUUGCCUAUCUUACGAGAUAUCUCACUGGCAGUUUCCGUAUAAGGAAUCUCAUCAUCCUGUGUGCGUUCACGGUGAACGGAAACAUGCUUCUCUGAAAUUACGUCACUGCGACCCAGGAGUAGAACCAGGGACAGAAGUGUAUCAUUACGUAGAAGCCGCUAGCUGCAAAUGUCAGGUAUGCUCUUCAGAGGACACCAGUUGUGAGUGGCUUCCACCAGAUUCUACUAUAGUCGACGGCUUGAUAAGAGAGCAAUUACUGGAAGACAUGGAAUAA
Pieris macdunnoughi is the source of this 450-nucleotide messenger RNA. The record is from the annotation of a GenBank genome assembly. Lineage: Eukaryota; Metazoa; Arthropoda; Insecta; Lepidoptera; Pieridae.